AAAGACCUUAAUGCAAAGUUUAUUAUUUCAAUGGAAAAAAAUAAAACGACAAUCACGAACUUAAAGGUACCAGAGGGUGGUACUGGAGACACAGGACGAGAAAGGACUAAGACAUUUACCUACGAUUUUUCCUAUUUCUCAGCAGACAGUAAAAGUCCCAGCUUUGUUUGUCAAGAAAUGGUUUUCAAAAAUCUUGGUACAGAUGUGCUUAAAUCUGCCUUUGAAGGUUACAACGCUUGUGUUUUUGCAUAUGGACAGACUGGAUCUGGGAAGUCCUACACCAUGAUGGGAAAUGCGGGUGAUGUAGGUUUAAUACCUCGAAUUUGUGAAGGAUUAUUCAGCAAAAUAAGUGAAAAAACAAAGCGGAAUGAGGCAUCCUUUCGAACAGAAGUCAGUUAUCUGGAAAUUUAUAAUGAACGUGUGAGAGAUCUUCUCAGACGGAAGUCAUCAAAAACUAAUAAUUUACGAAUACGAGAACAUCCAAAAGAAGGGCCAUAUGUUGAAGAUUUAUCUAAACAUUUAGUCCAAAAUUAUACUGAUGUGGAGGAACUUAUGGACGCAGGAAAUAUAAAUAGAACGACGGCUGCAACUGGAAUGAAUGAUGUCAGUAGCAGGUCGCAUGCCAUUUUCACCAUCAACUUCACUCAGGCUAAAUUUGAUUCUGAAAUGCCUUGUGAAACUGUUAGCAAGAUUCAUUUGGUAGAUCUUGCUGGAAGUGAGAGAGCAGAUGCCACCGGUGCCACAGGGGUUAGAUUAAAGGAAGGAGGGAAUAUUAACAAAUCUCUAGUUACUCUGGGAAAUGUAAUUUCUGCCUUAGCUGAUUUAUCUCAGGAUGCAACAAAUCCUCUUUCAAAGAAGAAACAAGUAUUUGUGCCUUACAGGGACUCCGUGUUGACUUGGCUGUUAAAAGAUAGCCUAGGAGGAAACUCUAAAACUAUAAUGAUUGCCACUAUUUCACCUGCUGAUGUCAAUUAUGGAGAAACUUUAAGUACACUUCGCUAUGCAAAUAGAGCCAAAAACAUCAUCAACAAGCCUACUAUUAAUGAGGAUCCUAACGUCAAACUGAUCCGUGAGCUGAGAGCUGAAAUAGCCCGGUUAAAAGCCCUGCUUGCUCAAGGGAAUCAGAUCGCGCUCUUGGAUUCUCCAACAGCUUUAAGUAUGGAAGAAAAGCUUCAGCAGAACGAAGCAAGGGUGCAAGAACUGACCAAAGAGUGGACAAACAAGUGGAAUGAAACCCAAGAUAUUCUGAAAGAACAAACCUUGGCUCUGAGGAAAGAAGGGAUAGGCGUUGUGUUAGAUUCUGAACUGCCUCAUCUCAUUGGCAUUGAUGAUGAUCUACUCAGUACUGGUAUCAUCUUGUACCACUUGAAGGAGGGCCAAACAUAUGUUGGCAGAGAAGAUGCUGUGACAGAACAGGAUAUUGUUCUUCAUGGCCUUGACUUGGAAAGUGAGCAUUGCAUCUUUGAGAAUCUCAAUGGUACUGUGAACCUAAUACCGCUGAAUGGAGCGCAGUGUUCUGUGAAUGGUAUUCAGAUUACAGAGGCCACACACCUAAACCAAG
Messenger RNA from Fulmarus glacialis (Northern fulmar), 1561 nucleotides. RefSeq names its product kinesin-like protein KIF16B. The record is from RefSeq and is a predicted model, not a curated record. The annotation marks the transcript as partial. Gene Ontology annotation, molecular function: microtubule binding; ATP binding; microtubule motor activity. Gene Ontology annotation, biological process: microtubule-based movement. The transcript is spliced from 14 exons. NCBI's taxonomy places the organism in Eukaryota, Metazoa, Chordata, Aves, Procellariiformes, Procellariidae.